AUGCAGUUUACAAUGCCAAAGGAUUUGCCUGCUCGUCCCCCUCACUCUGUUUUCCAGUGGUAUAAGCACUUCGCUGGCUAUGCACCUGCCUCCGACAACACCAACGACCCCAUCAAGACUGUCCUGUACGGUAAUGGCCAUGGCAAAGAACUACACCUGCUGACUCCAGUACUCACUCUCCUGUUCCCUCCGAACUCACACAAGGGCAGGCGCCUAUGUUGCAAACAGUUCUGCGAGCGCUACGCGUCCGACAAGGCUGACUUCGAGCAGCAUCUAGCUGCACGUGAACAGAUCCUCGCCGGUCUGUCAAAGCUGACACUUGAGCAGCAACUUGCUACCAUUCCACUGGCGACACACACGCCGAUUGCUCCGAAGCCAGUACUCAUCAACUUCAACAAACACACUCCCGCCGACCUUGUCUGCAUUUUCACACUAAAGUUUGACGGCACGCUUAAACGCCUCAACGUCUUCGAGACUCUCGAGCUCGACGACCUCAACUCUGACAAACACUGUCUACCAGACAUCUGCAACGUCAUCAAGUACAAGGAGUGA
Molecule: messenger RNA, 552 nt
Organism: Phanerochaete carnosa HHB-10118-sp
Lineage: Eukaryota; Fungi; Basidiomycota; Agaricomycetes; Polyporales; Phanerochaetaceae
Exons: 3
Coding region: 1-552 (183 amino acids)
Source: RefSeq, a predicted model, not a curated record